Molecule: messenger RNA, 834 nt
Organism: Mesocestoides corti
Lineage: Eukaryota; Metazoa; Platyhelminthes; Cestoda; Cyclophyllidea; Mesocestoididae
Source: the annotation of a GenBank genome assembly
AUGCUCGAGGGGGGGAGGAGGGAGGUGUCUGACCGAGGUCGUGGAGGUCGGCUCAUCACGACCCACCACAAUGGCUGGUCCACACUCAGCAUGUUUGCGUCGGCUGCUGCCAAGAAGACCAACGAACUGGCCGUCACAGCAACGGAGAAAACGAAGCAAUUGGGCCAAACAGUACAAACGAAGCUUAAAGAGGGCCACCUAAUGGACACCAUCUCCGAUGGCGUGUCAAAUUUGUCCCACAAGGUAACAUUCCUGUCCACUUUUCCGCCUUCAAUGUCCCGUUCGGUUGAUUUUAUCAACUACUUUCGUUGCUGUCCACGCAAACAAGAUUUUCCCUCGCACCUUUUAGCACCUGUCUUGUCUUUCCUUCACCCCCAGGUUCAGAGCUACCUUCAGUCAUCUGUUGGCGGUUCUUCUGGGACUAUGCAAGCAUACCGUCAACAGGGGAUGACUUACCAGCAUCAGCUUGAUGAGUGCGCGGGUGCGGCGGUUCCUUCACGUGACACCUACGGCUCCCUUGCGACUGCUGGGGGUCGGAAUGCGAAGAGUUUCGACGAGUGUGUGGAUGCCAGCGCUGACUGGGGGCGGGCCAAAGUCGCCUGCGACAACUCGCUGGUCGCUCCAGGCGCACAUGAUCCAAUUGUAGCGACAACAACGCCGACUCCUAAGGCGGAAACUGCUUCAAAGGAUUGGUGGAACUCGGACUGGGAUGCCGACGGUGACAGCGGGUGGAACGACCUCAGUGGCAAUUCCGAAGAGCAGUUUAGCACAUCGAAGAAUCAACGCAUCUCCGGAUCCGUUAGUCGUCGCAGCAAAGCGAGCAAAUUCGACUGA